AUGGCUUUAGUUAUUCAUAAUGCUCCGUCUUUGGAGAACCCUUUUGCCUGGGAUAUGGUGGAUGAUAAUCUUACGGCUUUUUACGAGCCGUAUGAUGAGCUUCAAAACCUAACCGCCUUUUUAUUUGCUAAUUAUUUCAUAACGUCGGUUGGCGGCGGAAUUGUAUCAUUUUUGAUGCUUUACUUGGUCCUGUUCAAAACUUCUGGCCCUCUGAAGCAGUACCGAAAUAUGCUCUUUAUUUGCUGCAUUACCGACUUAACCUAUUGGGCGGGCGACAAUUUUAUGUGGAUGGUAAAUACAACUUUCGUCGUUAUACAAAUCAAAUUUAGAAGGUGAAGGAGAAAGACGGAGUCUUUAUUCUGAAAAUGGAAGGGCUAGCAGGUCAACUGAGCUUUACUUAUCGAUCGUUCACUAUGGCAUUUUUUGCGUGGUCAUCUUGCUUUUUGAAUGCGAUGUUGCCGGUUCAAUUUUACUUUCGCUAUUACUCUUUGACAACGUUUGCCUUUUACUGUCCUUCGCUUACACUGUUUUGCUUUCAGAAACAUUGUUUUAUCGGCUUCACAAACUCUUGGUCUUUGUUGCGUAACGUUGGUUCUCACAUUACCAACAUUUUUCUUUACCUACGCCAGCUUCACCUCCUCGCCAAACGAGCGGCCUGGCUUCAAUUACGGACAGUUAUGGUAUCAAGAAUUUCCAUUGCCUCCACUGUUGUUUGGAGAUGUGGUAGGUGACCCUUUGACAGCUUGAACUGCCAAAGUUGAUGCUGCGUCAACUUUGCAAUCGUAAGCAGCAAAUCGCAAGAAUACGAAAGAAAAUUUGUUAUGGAAUCGUUGCACUAUCCAGAUUCCUUCUGGAAUGAAAUUAAUUUUGGUAAGCCCAUUUUUCAGCGCUCAAUCUACCAAAAAGGAUUCUUUUUUUGGGCCGGAAUGAGCAUUGCCGGUUCAUAUCUCUUAAUGAUUCACAUCGGUCGUAAAACCCUGCAAUUUACAAGUAAAAUGGACGCUUCUUAUUCCGAGAGGACAAGGCGACUUCAGAGACAACUCACAAAUUUUAUGUUUGUUCAGGUAUUCAGUAAAACUAAACGGCCCUAAAAAUAAAUUGAUUGCUUUUAGGCAACAAUUCCUUUGUUCGUAUCGGUGAUUCCCUCUCUUACGAUUGUAAUCCCGGCCUUCCUUUACAUAGACACUGGUAGGAUAUGUUGCUACUGUGUAUUGGCGACCAGUUGGAUCCCUGUACUCAACCCUAUCAUCACUAUUGUGGUGAUUGUUCCCUUCCGGCGAGCUGUCUGUGGAGCGUUCCAGAAAAAAUCAGUGGUCAAUAGUACUACUUCCAAUCCGUCGCUUACGGCCAUACCGUAA
Messenger RNA from Bursaphelenchus xylophilus (pine wood nematode), 1358 nucleotides. Lineage: Eukaryota; Metazoa; Nematoda; Chromadorea; Rhabditida; Aphelenchoididae. The record is from the annotation of a GenBank genome assembly.